UUUCAACAGGUUAUGGUGCGUACACGCCCUCUGCGUGUAACAGGUAAUGUAUAUCAGGAAGUUACUGCUCUGUCACCGCCAUCGAAAAUGUUUUAACCUGGGAUUUUACAAAAUGCAAAUAUCGUGGGUUUGAUAACAUUUAUUCAGAAUCAUUUAGGCACAUCUCUUUGUUGUUUUAUGAGUGGACAUGCGGCUCACAAAAAAUUGCGUUCGAGCGCUCCUGGGAAUUGUGACUUUGCUCCUCAACCUGUCAGAAUGUCUGCGCAUGACCGUCCGCCCUGACAAAGAUGCUACUGUGACUGUGUCGUCCUCACUGCUCCUUCCAUUGGAACAGUGUUCCGUAUGCAAGGUCAAUGGCGCUGAGAAUGACACCCAGACGACCUGUCACUCAUCGCUGGCCCUGGUCCCCGAUGAGGAUGUCACCUUGCUCUUCAACUGCACUGAACCACCACAAAGUGCUUUCGUCAUCCAGAUCCACAGGAAAAUCGAAUGCACCAAUGACACCUGCAGCCCUGCCACAGGUGUGGCUCAGCCUUCCCUCUUCUCAGAGUUCAUUAGAACACUCAUCUGGGACCUAAGUGUGCCGGAGAAGACCGUUAUGAGUUUGGACUUCCCUGGUGACAGGCUGAAGGAGAUGACUGAAUCAGAGUUGUGUCAAGAUGGGUACCAGUACACUGUAACCAGGACCAACACUGAAGGAGAGGUCAAAACUCAGACAUACUGCAAGAAUGGCCUCGUGGCUCACCUUCAUAUACCGAGCCAAGCCACGGUGUCUUUGCAAGUUCAAAAAGGCCGAGAGGUGGAUCCCUCUAUAUUCACGGCCAAACCAAUAAAGAAACAGAGCCGGAUGAUCUCCGUGACUCCAGAGCCAGACACUAUCGUCACCAUCAGCAGAAACACCAAAGCCAAAGAGUGCAGUGUGUGUGUUGGGGAGGGGCCUACCUGCAACCCCAAAGAACUUGUCCUAAGAGCUGCCCGCAACACCUCUGUGAAGUUCACCUGCCCACAGCCACAAGAUGUCUUCAGUGUGGAGAUCAACAGGGAGAUUGAUUGCACAGAGAUUACCUGCACCGGGAACAUCGUCCAGGCAGAGUCCUCCCUCUUCCCAGACUUCAACAGAACCUUCACCUGGGACCUGAAGGUUCCACCUGGCCUCUCCUUCCAGCUGGACUUCCCAUCGCCGGGAAUGAGACAGAUUCCACCCUCUGAGACCUGUCCUGACGAGCAUACCUACACCAUCAUCACGUACCAGCGCACCGGGCUCGCCACCAUCGGCAUUUUUUGCCCAGACGGCAGCGUCACUAGGGUCCAGGUGUUGUACAAGGGCCGGGUGUCCCUGCAGGUCCCUAGGGAUAGGAAGCUGGAGCCGCUGGACUUCAAGGUCACUGUCGGACCAGAAAUUAAAAUGCUGGCUGUGGUAAAAGUCAACCUACCUCGAGGGGUGUCAGAUACAGACUUCCUCUCAGCCAACUACCCUAGAGGUUUCCCUGAUGACGACCUGAUGAGGUGGGACUUCACGGUGCCCGGCAUGCAUAACUACACGGUUAACUUCCUGAAUCACACAGAGUCUCUUUGCCGGAAGAAGGAAGUGAUGGUGAUGUACCACAAGGCGCGUGGGAAGGUGGGCAUCCAGAAGACCCUGGCGGACCCCCAGCCAACACACAGGCAGGGCAGCUUCACCAUGACCUUGUUUAACUGUGAGACAGACAGGACCAAACAGGGCCUGUCCCUCAAAUUUAGGGUCUCGGUGAUGAGGAGCGGCCAUCCAGUUCUCUGCACUGUAAAUUUGUUAGAGGAUGAAGGGCUAGUCCUCCACUUUGAGAAGAGGGGAUCUGACCCCUACUGUGAGAUGAGGAAGGACUCUGUGCUCCAGGAGAAGAUCACAGUUCCCUCAGGGACCAAAGCCAGGCUUUCUUUCCUGGACUGUCCAAGUGAAGACCUACGUCUGACAGCCGUAAAAACCAUAGGAUGCCAGAGUUUAGACUCGUGCUCCGUGACUGGGACUCUCCUCGUGGUCCCUAAAAUGCCGACGUGCCUCCCUACGCUACUCCAAAGCUUCACCUGGCACCUCAUUAUCCCAGUAUAUGGCACCGUGGAUUUACUGUCCCCCUCAGGAAACCUCAGGCAGUCCCUGCCAGGACAGGAGUGCAAUGGCAGUGUCUCCCUUCAUGUAGCAGAGGGUGAUGGGUCCUCCAUUGGCUACUUCUGCUCUGAUGGCACCAUUCGCAAAAUCCAAGUGCACUCCAAUGUCUCUGUCACUGCCACAGCGAAGGACCUUAGCCUGAUUCAAGGGCCUUUCCUCAAUGUGUCCUUCAGUGAAGAAAUCUCAGACAGCAUCAUAUAUACAGUCCAGCCCAGAAUGGGUUCCCCUGCCCUCCUGGCCACCCCAAACUGGCCCAGCGGCAUGAAGCCAUACUCCACCGUGUCCUGGAUCAUCAAUCUGCCGGGCCACCUCCAGGCCGACCUGCUGUUGACCAACAUCAGCCAGCCCAAGUGUGGCAAGGGGCACACAUUCAUCAAGGUGCAGACCCUGGGCUCUCCAGAAGAGAUAUUGAGUCGUAGGGAGGAUAAGAAGGAAGAGGACAAGCUGAUGGUCCCUGAGAGCUUCUAUCUCAACAUGUCCAACUGUAUGCCGGAGAACGGACACUUCAGUGUGCUCAGCAAGGUUACCCUGCAGAAUACUAGCAAGCUGCUCCUGAGCGGCAUCCUGGGUGCUGUGGGAGCAGUGCUGCUACUUAUGCUUAUUGUGCUGACAGUCUUCUUGGUGUUAAGGAAGAAGAAGAAAAUGAUGGUCAAUGAGGCUUCCAUCUACAUAGGGAAAGGGAAUAUCUUCAUCCCAGGCGACCAUGUGUUCCCCAAAACUCGGUCGGACAGCGAGUCUCACGUUUACGCCUCCAUCGAAGACACCAUGGUGUACAGCCACCUGUUGCGCGAGCCCAGCUACGUGGGCGCCGUCCAGGACCACUUCCAAGGACAGCCGGUCGACACCUAUCGGACAUUCAUGGCGCUCCAGGACGGAGUGCCAGAGAUCACAGAGGCAGCUGCAGACCAUGAGCCUGAACUAGUGCCUGAGAUGUACGAGUAUAGACCUUUCCUGGACCCGUCGGAAACCUUCAUCCCAUCAAGACCUCGCACGCCCAUUGACCGCCAGGACAGCAUGGGCUUCAUGGACCGCAGGAUGGUAGACAAUGAGCUGUACACGUUCAAGAGCACUGGGGAUAUAAAUACGAUUAGACUGUCUGGGGCAGACCAAAUCCUAGAUCCAGAGAUCCAUUUAGCGUGAGGCGGUACUGUGAGAUGGACUACUGUUACUCAUUUUUACAUAGCUCAAAGUGUUUCAGGUUCACUGCAGUGGAGAAAUGGGGUGUAAAUGUGCCUUUGCAUAACAUUCAGGGAGUCUGUAUUAGUGGUGUUGUGCCUACUGCACAAAAGCCAUCAGACAAAUGACUAUUACUGCCUUUCAUUGGAGCCUCUGAGUCUGUUUCCUCCAAGCUCCUAGAAAGUAAUUUCUGAAACAGCACAUGGUGUUGCUCUUCUGUGUUUACAAUACUGGGCUACUUGGUUUUUGUGUGUAUUUCUUGAUAGUAUUUUAAUUGUUUUAUAUGCUAGUAUAUAUUUAAUAUAUUGAAUGUUGCACUGGACACUGGUGUGUCAUGGGUUUAAGAGCAAAGCUGCUUGUUUUGUUUGUUAGUUUUGUACCUAGCAUUUUUUUGCAUUGUUUAUGCCUUGUGGCAAGGGUUUUUCUCUGUAAAUAUGUGUUUUUAAAAAUUUCUCUGCCAAUUUUUUUAUUUUUUAUAUAUAAAUUCCUUAGACAUUUUAAGUGGUCUGAGUACAGUGUGAUAUAGUGAAUAAUACUGUAUCUAGGAUAGAUAAGGGAAUCAAUCCAAAACAAUAUUGCUUCAGAAGGUGUCUUGUUGUGAUGGGAAAAGUGACAUUCUUUCAUCCUUUGGCUAAAACCUGUGACCUUUUAAGUCCUGGCUUGUAGUUUGUUAUAACCACAGGAACUUCAACCACGGAAGACAGGAUGAUUGUUUUGAAGGUUUUCAUUGGAGUAGUUACCAAGAGGGACUUUUUAAGGGAAACAACCAAACCUUUAGCAAGACGCCAAGGGUCAACAGGUUAUGACAAUCCUCUUGCGGUAAUAAACUUUUGUGUUUACAA
This is a messenger RNA of Salmo salar (Atlantic salmon), 4161 nucleotides long. RefSeq names its product CUB domain-containing protein 1. The record is from RefSeq and is a predicted model, not a curated record. Lineage: Eukaryota; Metazoa; Chordata; Actinopteri; Salmoniformes; Salmonidae.